AUUUUCUGUAACAGUCAAAUUUUCAAUUUUCAAUUGCCAAUUUAUUAGACAGCACCUAAAAUUAUUUUUUCUGUCAUUUUUCCUAUAUCAGUAACCUCAACACCAUCAUCAUCAAUCUAGUCUUCAUGGGAGAAGUGGAUCAAGCUUUCAUACAAUCCAUCGAACACCGAGCCAACCUCGAUACCAUCGAAAUCGAAGGAAUCCCAUUAAUCGAUCUUUCACUAUCCCACACUACAGACAUCAACCUACUCGUUUCAGAGAUCGGAAACGCUUGCCAAAACUGGGGUUUUUUUCAAGUGAUCAACCACGGGGUGCCUUUGGAAUUGCUCGAAAAGAUUAAGGUAGCAGCUAAAGCAUUCUUCGAUCAACCCGUAGAGGAAAAACGUAAGGUUAAACGAGAUGAAGUGAAUGCUAUGGGGUACCAUGAAAGCGAGCAUACUAAGAACGUUAGAGACUGGAAAGAGGUGUUUGAUUUCUUGAUAAAUGACCCUUCUUUUUUACCAGCUUCGCCUGAGACUGAGGAUGAUGAAAUAAGGACGUUGAGUAAUCAGUGGCCUGAGACUCCUCCACAGUUUAGGGAAGUAUGCCAGACGUAUGCAAGAGAGGUUGAAAAGCUAGGUUACAAGCUAUUGGAACUCAUCUCUUUGAGCUUAGGCUUGCCAUCUAAUAGGCUCAAUGGCUACUUUGAAGACCAUACAACCAUGAUGAGACUUAAUCACUAUCCUCCAUGCCCUUUCCCUGAGCUAGCACUCGGCGUAGGUCGACACAAGGAUGCCGGUGCUUUAACCAUCGUCGCUCAAGAUGAUAUCGGAGGAUUACAAGUGAGGAGAAAAUCGGACGAAGUAUGGGUUCCUGUUAAACCGACCCCAAAUGCUUUGGUCAUCAAUGUUGGUGAUACUAUUCAGGUUUGGAGCAACGAAGCUUACGAGAGCGUGGAGCAUAGGGUGGUGGUGAACUCGGAACGGGAAAGGUUUUCGAUUCCAGUCUUCUUUUUCCCUUCUCACUACGUGAUGGUGAAGCCAUUGGAGGAGCUUGUGAACGAGGGAAGCCCACCCAAAUAUAAACCAUACAACUUUGGAAAGUUCUUUGUGGCUAGAAACCGCAGUGAUUAUAAGAAACUUGAGGUCCAAAACAUCCAGAUAAGUGAUUUUAAGAUCAUCUAAUUUGUGCCGUUUUGGAAGUGUUGGCAAAGGUUGAAGCUUUCUGGUGUUCGAGUUCUAUCAUGCGCAGAUGCUAUUCGCGGAUUCUCUCUCAAAUUAUUUUGGGUUUAAGUCGCACAAUGUGCUAGUUCAUUCCCGAUUUAUUCUAGUUUAAGUCUUAAUAUAUUUCGAUUUUCAGUUUGUUGUACUUUAUAUCCAAUAAAUUCUACUUUUUGUUAAUCAAACAUGUAGAUUUGUACUAUAAUUAUAGUCGUAAAUUUCUUUAAAAA
Molecule: messenger RNA, 1429 nt
Organism: Gossypium arboreum
Lineage: Eukaryota; Viridiplantae; Streptophyta; Magnoliopsida; Malvales; Malvaceae
Product: protein DMR6-LIKE OXYGENASE 1-like
Exons: 3
Coding region: 126-1163 (345 amino acids)
Molecular function (GO): dioxygenase activity
Source: RefSeq, a predicted model, not a curated record